This is a messenger RNA of Sus scrofa (pig), 6712 nucleotides long. The record is from RefSeq and is a predicted model, not a curated record. NCBI's taxonomy places the organism in Eukaryota, Metazoa, Chordata, Mammalia, Artiodactyla, Suidae.
AGUCGCCACAGGAUGAAAAUGAAAUGAACGAUCUGACCUCCUCAGGUUUUACUGCAGCCCCGACCUUGGGGGUUGCUGACUCCAGGACCUUUGAGCCAUUUGAAGACCACAGUGUCAGAGAAACCCUUGUGCCAGCCCAAACGUUUCUGCAAGGACACAGUGACACCCGGCAGCUAGUGAGCAAUUUAAGCACACAAGCCCACCCGCGGGUGAGACAGGGUUCACAGGAGGAUGCUCAGACGGUGCGGAAAGAACGCGUGCUAGACAGAGACCCUGCAAACUUUGGAAAUCCUGAGAAUCGCAGGCAGGGCCAGGUAUCUUCCACCCUGCUAGACGCUGCCCUGGAGGUGAUGAGCAAUGUCACCGCCUGGAAGCAUCCCAAGGAAACCACGCGAUUGGACGAGGCUGCCACCACGGUCGCCAUGCUGGCACCCACCCAGAGAAGCCCUGCUCCAUCAGCGCCGACCACUCACCCUUCUCGAAGGAGACCCCAGGGCAAGAAGCGGGUGCGCACGCACCGAUUACGACAGCGGCAGAAACAACCCCCGCCCACGACGUUGGCCCCAGUGGAGACUUUUUCUACUCCACCCACUCGAGUACCAGAAGGGGCGGUUCCAAAGCAGGGGGACAGCUUGCCGGUCCCCACGCCUUGGCUGGAGAGCACUGUCCAUACCCCUCCGCAGCUGGACGCGCAGAGGCCCUCGGAGCCCGUACCCAAGGAGCCCCCGCGCAAGAAGCACGGGAAGCGGCCGAACAAACAUCGCUACGUGACAGCGACUGCGAGCCCCACGGCGUCUGUGUCCCCAACCAGCCCUUUCCCAGAAAAUAAAGGCGUUCCUACCCCCACUUCACAAGCUGUGCUUCCAGCGACAACCGUUUCUCUCCCAACUGUAGACCUGCCUAGAGGAUCGAGAGUGGAAGGUGACAGUACAACCCGCGUAGAAAUCCGCUUCUCCCCAGAUCAGCUGCAGGAGGCAAGUCCACUCACCCACGAGCCUGUACCCCCUGGAAAAGAAGUGGAGAAUCUUGGUGUCGCCAACAUCGAUGACUAUAAAACGGGCAGUCCGCUCCCUGGCGAGUCAGUGGGUCACACGGUGUCACCGUUGGGAGCCACAGUCUCCAGCGGGGGCGAAUUUAAAGAAGCAUCUAAACCUUCUGGCUUCCCAGGAACCCCAGGCUGGAACCCCCCAGGGGCAGCCCAGCCUGAAGAGCUCCUGACCGACCGACCUGCUCCAGGAUCUUCGGAAGCUGUUACGGACUCACCCUUCUUCCAAGAGGGGGAGGGCCCAGGGUUUCCUUCAGAGUUUGCACCUUCGGUUGCCGUGUCUACAAUGUUGCAGCCGGAAGAAUGGGUUCCUUCGCCGACGCUCCCGGGCCUCAAAGUCGAAGCGUCUUCAAGUCCAGCGGAAACCAGCAUCAGUGAUCAGAGCGAUCACGCAGCCCGUCCAGCUACCCUCCGUCCUGAAGGUGGACCUCAGCCUCGGAUCUCUCCACCUGUCCCCGUGCGGGAGCCUGCCUCCCCCCUCCCGCCCACCACCACUCUCGCGUCCCUGGCACACACCACGGCACAGCCCGCGCCUCUUACAUCUAAAACAUCGCCAGCAUCAAGCACGUCCAAAGAAAACCUUCUCUCCGGCGAUGGGAGGACCCCAGAGACCACAACGCCGUCGGUGAAGAAGCAGGGAACGCAGCCUACGGGGAAACCAGAUCGGGUAUCCACACCCUCUCCCGUCCUGGACAAAUGGAAUGUCACCCCUAAGCCAGUGUCCGGAAAGGAAGCCCCGGAUGGCAGAACCGAAAGCCUUCUUCCCCGGCUCCCGGAGAGCCGCCAGGAGGCUGGCAGAGCCCAGGUUUUCCAGCCACCCCCCCGAGUCCCCACCAAACCGGUCUCAUCAAGAGAGACGGUGAGGCCACCGCAGACCACACAAAGCUCCCUGAGAUACUUUGUAACUUUCCAGCCCCCUCGUCACACGACCAACAGACCGGAAACGACGGCGCAUCCGUCCAGGGUUCCGCUGACGAAUGAACGCUUCACGACGCCCACGUUACCAGGUCCGACCUCUCCUGUGGUUCCGCUGCACGGGUCCAAACCCAGCGCUCCCGGUACCACCACCCGAGGCCCGCACCGAGCCCACGGCAGCUCCACAUCGCCAGGCGAUAACCACCUCCCGGACCUAAGAGCCCCCGCUGGCAAGCUGCCCCAUCCCAGAGCCCCUCCUGCCAGUGGGAGGCUCCCUUUCUUCCUCAACAGAACCCUCUCUUUCCCACCGUUGGGAGCUACCCCCAAGCCCCCGACACCCGCCUCGCCUGCACUGGUGACGAGAGACCAAAAAGUCAACCCAGGUCCCUCCCAUAGGAUUCAUUCCCAGAGCAUCGCUCAGGUGGACCUCGGUCCUCCGGCGCCUCCGCUGUUGCCCGCUCCCCGGACCACAGCGCCCCCGUCCACGAACGUCCGGAACCUUCCUGCGGUCUUCUCCACCCGGAGCUCCGUCCCUUCCCUGACGCCUUCCGCCCAGCCCUCCAGAAGCGUCCAUCACAGCAGCCUCAAGCUCUUCUCUGCUGCAGGACCACCCGCAUCCAAAUUCUGGACCCUGGGGGAGAAGCCCCACAUCGUCACCAAGUCUCCUCCCUCUGUGACUGUCACCGCGGAGACAGACGUUGUGUUCCCUUGUGAGGCAACAGGCCAACCCCAGCCUUUUGUGACCUGGACAAAGGUGUCCACAGGCGCUCUCAUGACCCCAAACACCAGAGUGCAGCGGUUUGAAGUCCUGAAGAAUGGCACUUUCGUCAUCCGAAACGUGCAGGUGCAGGACGGGGGCCAGUACAUGUGCACCGCCAAAAACCUGCACGGAGCCGACAGGAUGGUGGUCCUGCUGACCGUGGCCGUGCAGCAGCCCCAGAUCCUGGCGUCCCACUACGAGGAUGUCACCGUCUACCUGGGGGAUACCAUUGCCAUGGAGUGCCUGGCCAAGGGGACCCCCGCCCCCCAGAUCUCCUGGAUUUUCCCCGACAGGAGGGUGUGGCAGGCCGUGUCCCCCGUGGAAGGCAGGAUCACGCUGCACGAAAACCGGACCCUGUCCAUCAAAGAGGCGUCCUUCUCGGACAGAGGCGUGUACAAGUGCGUGGCCAGCAACGCAGCGGGCGCGGACAGCCUGGCCAUCCGCCUGCACGUGGCGGCCCUGCCCCCGGUCAUCCAGCAGGAGAAGCUGGAGAACAUCUCGGUGCCGCCCGGGCUCAGCAUCCACAUCCACUGCACCGCCAAGGCGGCGCCGCUGCCCAGCGUGCGCUGGGUGCUGUGGGACGGGACGCAGAUCCGCCCCUCCCAGUUCCUCCACGGCAACCUCUUCGUCUUCCCCAACGGCACCCUCUACAUCCGCAACCUGGCGCCCAAGGACAGCGGGCGCUACGAGUGCGUGGCCGCCAACCUGGUGGGCUCGGCGCGGAGGGCGGUGCAGCUCUCGGUGAUGCGCGCGGCCGCCAACGCGCGCAUCACCGGCACGUCGCCGCAGAGAACCGACGUCCGCUAUGGGGGGACCCUCCGGCUGGACUGCAGCGCCUCGGGGGACCCCUGGCCGCGCAUCCUCUGGAGACUCCCUUCCAAGAGGAUGAUCGACGCGCUUUUCAGCUUUGACACCAGGAUGAAGGUCUUUGCCAAUGGGACCCUGCUGGUGAAAUCUGUCACCGACAAGGACGCAGGCGAUUACCUGUGCAUCGCCCGGAAUAAGGUAGGGGACGACUUCGUCAUGCUGCAGGUCAACGUGGUCAUGAGACCAGCCAAGAUCGAGCACAAAGAGGAGAAUGACCACAGGGUCUUCUACGGGGGCGACCUCAAGGUCGACUGCGUGGCCACCGGGCUUCCCAACCCCGAGAUCUCCUGGAGCCUCCCCGACGGGAGCCUGGUCAACUCCUUCAUGCAGUCCGAUGACGGCGGCGGGCGCGCCAAGCGCUACGUGGUUUUCAACAAUGGGACGCUCUACUUUAACGAGGUCGGAAUGCGCGAGGAGGGGGACUACACCUGCGUGGCCGAAAACCAGGUUGGCAAGGAUGAGAUGACCGUGCACGUGAAGGUGGUGACCGAGCCCCCCGCCAUCCGCAACAAGACGUACUCCGUGGUCCAGGUCCCCUACGGGGAUGUGGUCACCGUGGCCUGUGAGGCCAAAGGGGAGCCCACACCCAGGGUGACGUGGCUCUCGCCCACCAACCGGCUGAUCCCCGCCUCCUCGGAGAAGUACCAGAUAUAUCCAGAUGGCACGCUGCUGAUCCAGAAAGCCCAGCGCUCGGACAGCGGCAACUACACCUGUGUGGUCAGGAACAGUGCGGGAGAGGACCGGAAGAUGGUCUGGAUCCUCGUCCAUGUGCAGGCGCCCAGGAUCAACGGGAACCCCGACGCCAUCACCACGGUGCGGGAGAUCGCCCCGGUAGGCAGUCGGAAACUCAUUGACUGCCAAGCAGAAGGCACCCCCAUGCCGAGGGUCUUGUGGGCUUUCCCUGAGGGUGUGGUCCUACCCGCCCCUUACCAUGGCAACCGGAUCACCAUCCAUGGCAACGGGACCCUGGACAUCCGGCGUCUGCGGAAGAGUGAUUCAGUCCAGCUGGUGUGUAUCGGGCGCAAUGAAGGUGGGGAGGCCAGGCUGAUUGUCCAGCUUACUGUCCUGGAACCCGUGGAAAAGCCCAUCUUCCACGACCCAGUCAGCGAGAAGAUCACCGCCAUGGCCGGACACACCAUCAGUCUCAACUGCUCUGCAGCCGGGACCCCGACGCCCACCCUGCUCUGGGUCCUCCCCAACCGGACAGAGCUCCGGAGCGGCCAGCAGCUGCAGCGGUUCUACCACAAGGGCGACGGCAAGCUCCACAUCAGUGACCUUUCAUCCGUGGACGCGGGGGCUUACCGCUGCGUGGCCAGGAACUCGGCGGGCUACACAGAGAGGCUGGUCUCCCUGAAGGUGGGGCUGAAGCCUGAGACCAGCAACCGGUACCACAACCUCAUCAGCAUCAUCAACGGAGAGACCCUGCACCUGCCCUGCGCACCCCCGGGGGGCCGGCAGGUGCGGUCCUCUUGGACGCUGCCCAAUGGCCUGGUUUUAGAGGGCCCCCAGGCCCGGGGACGCUUCACCCUGUGGGAGAACGGCACCCUCACCGUGCGGGACGCCUCGGUGUUUGACAGGGGGACCUACGUGUGCAAGGCAGACACGGAGUAUGGCCCCUCGGUCGCGAAUGUUCCAGUGAUUGUGAUCGCCUACCCUCCCCGCAUCACCAGCGAGCCCACGCCCGUCAUCUACACUCGGCCUGGGAACAUGGUGAAGCUUAACUGUAUGGUCAUGGCCAUUCCCAAAGCCGAGAUAACAUGGGAGCUGCCGGAUAAGUCCCUUCUGAUGGCAGGAACCCAGCCCCGUCUCUACGGGCACAGGUUCCUCCACCCACAGGGAUCGUUAACCAUCCAGCAGGCCACCCAGAGGGAUGCCGGCUUCUACAAGUGCUCUGCGAAAAACAUCCUGGGCAGUGACUCCAAAACAACGUACAUCCACGUCUACUGAGACGCCAGGCGGAGAACACAGACUCUGUGGUGCUUGCUUAGGGAGUUGGAACCAAGCCUCCUUUGGAAGGAAAGCUGGGGCUGGAGAGUUGGAGCUUUACAAGGAUUCGUCCUAAGAGGUGGUGGCUCUCCUUCUUGGCUUUCAGGCUUGCCUUGACCUUGACCUAAGCUUGUUGAGGAAAGGAAGCAAGACAGACACUGGAGGGAGGGGUCAGCCUCUCUGGUGUGUGUGUGUGUGUAUGUGGUGGAGGGGUGUUGGGGGGAGACUUUUUUUCAUGUUUACAAAACACCAUAUGCUCUUGCCUUGUCUUUCACCAGACUUGAGCACAAACCAAAAUUUCUGGGUUGGCCUCAACCACCCUGACACCUGAAGGAGUAUCUGGAUGGUGUCCAAGGCAUAUUUGCCAAAAAUAAGCUGUACACAUGCACAGUGCCUUCCUGCCACACCCCCCGACACACACACACACUGGUUAACCUGUCACAGUUUUCACAUGAUAGAAUGUUCUAGAAUGAGUCCCCAUCUUUCCGUUAUUCCCUCUGUCACUUCACCACGCCAGCUUGCCACCUUCCCCCCACCCCCAACCAAGGGCUGAGAACCAAAGUGAUUGAUUUUAUUUUAUUUUGUUCACAUACAAGUUUGAUACAGCACAGCUCCCAUUUUAUAGGGAAGAUUACGUUCUCCCUGGAAUUCACUUUUUUAUAUAAUGUUUUAUUAUAUAUAUAUUUUUUCUUUCUAGUCAGACAGUGAGAGUAGAAAGAGAAAGACAUCCUUUCUGUCUCUUUUAAAAGAAUAAAUUAUUGGUCUUUGCAAGACUUGGAUACAUUAGGGCAGGCGUGGAAAUGUAAUUAAAAAAAUACUUUCUUCCCCAACUUCCUUCCAAUCCAUUAAGCACUAUUAUAUUACCUUUCCCAGGAACCCACCAGUGGGGGAGGCUUAGAUAUUGGAUUUCUUUGUCUUAUCCCAUGGGAGCUGUGGUGGGGGAGAUGACAGGAAAGGAAGAAGAGAGCUAAGUCGUGACCCCACAGAAUAAAUCCGUAAUCUUCCUGAGAAACCCAGAAAUAUCUCCCUUCCUGUCACACUGUGUCCAUAGAAAGAUCUGUUAUUUCCAUGACUGCUUUACUGUAUUUUUAAGGUCAACACAAUGUACAUUUGAUAAUAAAAUAAUAUUUUCCAAAGAA